Molecule: messenger RNA, 735 nt
Organism: Prunus avium (sweet cherry)
Lineage: Eukaryota; Viridiplantae; Streptophyta; Magnoliopsida; Rosales; Rosaceae
Source: RefSeq, a predicted model, not a curated record
AUCAUGACGUUAUUCUGCCCAUGCUGGACAUUCGGUCAGGUUGCAGAGAUUGUCAACAAUGGUCAAACCUCGUGCGCAGUCAAUUCACUGAUUUACAUGCUGAUCACGGUGUGCAUCUUUGUGCCAUGCUUGCUAUCAUGCACAUAUCGGAAAAAGCUAAGGAACAAGUUUGACCUACCUGAAAGCCCCGCUCCCGACUGCAUCAUUCACUUCUUAUGUGAGUGGUGCGCUCUCUGCCAAGAACAUAGGGAGCUCGAGCUCAGAGGCCUGGACCCUUCUUUAGGAUGGGUAGGAAACAUGGAGCAUAUGCAGAGGUUGCAGCAAAAGCGGCAAGCUGCCAUGGCUCCCCCCACGACCCAAAGAAUGACUGGAUAUUGAACAAAACCAAAUGUUUGUGAUAUUGGCUAUCCUUCCUAUUUCCCAUCAAAACUAAGCAUCGACUUGGUAUUUUGUUGGUUUGUAUGCUUUUAUGUUGUGGGAUGCUUUUUUAUCUUGUAUUUUUUGUUAUGAGGGGUGGUGAAGAGGGAUGGAUCAUCAAUGUCUAAACCGAUUGAUGUGAAUGUGAACAUUUUGUGAUUUUGAAUCAAACAGAUGGUCCAGCUACAAGUCCUGCAUUCCGAUCUCUAGAACAUUGGCGCGACAUCCAAAUUUGGGUCCGGGAAAUAUGAACUAUUUCUGGCUCCAAACACGAACUUAUCAAAUACCUCAUCUGAUUAAUGUUAUUUUUUCACUUAA